Messenger RNA from Dermacentor andersoni, 1937 nucleotides. RefSeq lists its product as uncharacterized. NCBI's taxonomy places the organism in Eukaryota, Metazoa, Arthropoda, Arachnida, Ixodida, Ixodidae. The record is from RefSeq and is a predicted model, not a curated record.
UUGCGCGCGUCUCUAUGACGAAUCUUUUACCGUGCAAACACUCGCGAGGCCCAAUCUCCGCGCAGACAACGCUCGCCAAUGCCAGCGCUGGCUCCUCCCCGUCUCGAAGGAACGAAUUAAAUUCUGAGCUUGUCGCCAUCGGCCAUCCGAAGCACGUGUGCUCGAUGCAGCAACAGGGCAAUCCGAUGAGGCAAUGCGAAACCCCUUACAAUACGAGCGUCCAAACUUUGAACAUCGUACCUAGCUUGCAAAUGAACGUGUUCGAGGCGAGUUGAUCUGCUCCGUCACGGUACCCACGUGUCAUCGCCGAACACUUAUUGCCUCUUGGCAGACAUACGCGCCGUUCGAUUCACGCGGGGCGUAAACCAGUUCCGCAACGUCCUUCCCUCGCCCGUCUCUGUCUGACUUAGUUUUUUCUUUCCUUCCUUUUUUUUUUGCGUGUGCGCGUGAGGUGGAAAGGCCAUGACCGCGGUAUACGGGUUUCAAAACACUACAGCGUGAGUGGAGACACAGACCUCUUGGCACCAUCGCGGCCUUCGUUUUGAGGCUAAUUUGACAUCGCUCUUUUAUUCUAUCCUUUCUUUCCUUGACGACUAUUCCGCAUUAAAUACCCCGCGCAUGCGUGACUACCGUUCAGUUUGAGUGAGACACUAGGCGAGAUCGCGCGUGCACUCGUGAUGGCGGCCAGUCUUCAUUUGGGCCUGCUCGUUCUGGGCACUGUGUCACUGCUUGGCAGAUGCGAGUUGAAACUCAACGCCGGCUGUAAAGUCGAGACCCUGAGGGCUUGCGGAGACGACUACGUGCCGUAUAAGAAAGGACCGCACCUGCACGAAUCUGGACAAGAGUUCGACGAGGGAUGCAAGAAGGACAGGACGCAGAUCCCUUGCACGCUCAAGUUCAUCAACGAAUGUACUGAUGGAUUACCGAAAGCCUCGGCACUGGUGGCGAUAAAGGCGUUGGAAGAGAACGUCGAGGCCAUAUGCAACGUUGGUUCGGAUCCGUACAAAAAUUACCAGAAAGGCAUCAAGUGUAUGAACUCCCAAGGCGGAAAACUUCACAAAUGCAUUAAAGACUUCGUAAGUACUAUGGAACGCGCCAUCGUCAAGGCACCUGCCAAGGAUGUCAUUCACUACACCUGCUGUUCGUACCACGACACGGUAGAGUGCCUAUCCAAAAGCCUCACGCCGUGCGAAAGCGUCGGCUCCAAGGAUUUCAUAAUCAGAGUCGUCGAGGAGAUGUUCGGCGAGACGCUCAACCUGGUGUGCGGCCGCUACACGAAGGGUUCCGAAAACUGCAAGUCCCUGCCACAGUUGCCGCGUCUGGGUGCCAAGGACCGCAGGGUCAGCAACAUCGUCGAGAUCCUCCUGGAAGCGGCUGGCACUUUGGGCCGGAAACACUAGACCCUCACGCGUGUGUAGAUGAUUAUGUUAAAGUGUGCGAGAUGACAAACUUACGGCUCGUCCGUGGGCUCGGCAUGUUCACGCUACAUUUCGUUUGCGCAUUUGUUCGGACAACUUGCAUUUCGGACGGGAGAAACGUUUAGCGAACGGAUCACCCCAGGCGUAUUCUCUCCAACAGUCAUAGCCAUCACUUGAGUUCAUCGCAGUUAGGACAAAGAAGUGUACUUCAUUUGAGUAAGGACACUUCCGUUUCUCCCCCAAGAAUUAAGGUGCGCACACAUUUAUUUAAAUGCAUUAUGCCGCGUGGAGACCGGCGCGAGAAAAAAAAAAAAAAAAACAAGGUUCCGCUCAUGAGCUCACGCAGCAAACAUCGCCAUUACCAGUCACUUUCGUGUGCCCCCCUUCCCCAUUUUUGCGAAGCAACCUCCCAGAAUAUGGAGCUCUAAGACGGAGGAGUAAAGAAAGAUUUUGGGUGGCUUGCGAGAUUGCCUUUGCUCAGCGUGUUUCUCGAUACAAUAAAUAUGAUUGAUUGUUUGA